AUGUUUCGUCGCGCUCUUGGACCACAAGCCUCGCGAAUUUUGGCGAGGACUUCGAGUUCAGCCCGCUGCUACACCAACUAUGAACAUGUGAAGUACCCUGUGGAUACUCAGGCCUUGGCGUGUAUCCUUGGGUACUUUUUUGUUAUGUGGGUGCUGAUGGCACGCAUGGGCAGUCUAUUCUCGUGGCGCUCGGAGUACAAAAGAGACUACCUCCGCGUGUGGCGUCGUAAACUCGGCAAAGGCUACAAGUGGUCGGAUGAAUGGGGACCGAAGAUGGAUACGGUAUGGAAGAAUGUCCCGGAUAGGGUGGAGUAA
Messenger RNA from Trypanosoma cruzi, 315 nucleotides. RefSeq lists its product as uncharacterized. Bases 1 to 315 code for a protein of 104 amino acids. Lineage: Eukaryota; Euglenozoa; Kinetoplastea; Trypanosomatida; Trypanosomatidae. The transcript has a single exon. The record is from RefSeq and is a predicted model, not a curated record.